This is a messenger RNA of Patella vulgata (common limpet), 1572 nucleotides long. Its product is annotated as chymotrypsinogen A. The coding region runs from base 151 to 1383 and encodes 410 amino acids. The record is from RefSeq and is a predicted model, not a curated record. NCBI's taxonomy places the organism in Eukaryota, Metazoa, Mollusca, Gastropoda, Patellidae. Gene Ontology annotation, biological process: proteolysis. The transcript has 7 exons. Gene Ontology annotation, molecular function: serine-type endopeptidase activity.
UUAAAGGUCAUAUUUGCGGGGAGGGAGGAGUAAAAAGGGACCACCGUCUUUGUCCAUAUACCUUUGACUGUUUGUACACUAUGUAACAAGUUUAUGUUUUAAAAGUCCAAUCUUACAACUUCAUCUGUCAAACCUCUAACAAACCUCACCAUGAACAGAUUGGCUCUCGCCGUGUGUUUGAUGCUCUACAUUGGCUUAUCAGUUGCACUUCCUUGUGAAGUUGUAACGAAUGGUCGAGGAAUAUGUUUCCAGUACAACUGUCCUUCAACACACAAACCACUCCCGUCCGGUUUUACCAAUCCACAUAUCUGUGUCAACAGUAAUUUCUACCCAUCGGUCUGCUGUGAACCUGAUCCAGCUAAAGUAAUAAAUAACCCGUACACCCCAUACUACCCAUACCCAUCUCCAUCUCCAUCUCAACCUAAUGUAGACGGCAUCUGUGGUAUAUCUAAAACCCAGAGGAUAUUAGCUGGUACCCGUGCUACUCAGUGUGCUUGGCCAUGGCAAGUGUCUAUCCGAGGUAAUACCCAGGGUACUGGAUACACCACCUACGAAAACAGUUUACCUCUUUGUGCUGGGGUCCUGAUUGACAAACGAUGGGUUUUGACUUCUGCUUAUUGUCCUCUUCUAGCUGGAUUUGGUAACGGUGUUACUGAUGUAUCGAAGAACUUAUUGGUUGUGGUUGGAGAGAAUAAUAUCGAUAAACUGGAGACAGAUCCUACAACCAGACAACAACAAGAACAAGUUUUAACUGUUAAGAAACAUUUCCUCCACCCGCUCUUCAAAUACAGUGUUCCCAGUGGAUAUCCAGAACUUCUUAAUCUUAAUGGCGAGGAAGUUGCUCCCUUUAACGUUGCUUUGUUGCAACUGAGUCAAGAUGUCCAGAUUACAGAAUGUCGUAAACCAGCAUGCCUGCCUGCAGUUAAUCCCACCAAUCCUACUUACCCUACCAGUCCUACUUAUCCAACUUAUCCUGCCAAUACUAAUCUCCGCAGCAGUGGUGAAUCGUGCAGUAGAAAAGAUUGUUACAUCGCCGGAUGGGGUCUUUAUGAUAACACUACCUAUUCUUCUUAUCUGUUACAAACACAAGUUAACCUAUUCCAAACCGAGGUCUGUGACGCCAUUGCUAGAGCUACUGGUAAAGCAAAGAGACCAGAUGGUACCCUUUGUGGCGAACCGCUUUCUAAGGGCAAUGUUCCAUGUACUGGUGAUAAUGGUGGUAUGUUGGUGUGUAACGAUAAUGGACGAUGGACCCUCAGAGGAAUUAUUUCAAAAUCAUUUGUUGAAUGCAGUGAUAAGGAACCAAUAACAGUUGCUGAUGUUGCAAACAGUCAGAUUCGAACAUGGAUUGACUACAUAAAAAAUUCGAAUCGGGCUUACUAAACCAUUCACGACCUCAGAGAGAACUCCUUUUUAUAUAAAGUUAACUUAUACUAAACGGAAAUCAUUAAUAUAAUCAAAAUAAUAUUGUACAUAAUAUAUUUCUAGUUCUUUCUAAUGAACGUUGAUCGUUCUAUUGCUAUCAUUAACAUCCACCGCAGGACCUGCUUCAAUGUGCCUCUAAUCUAUGAU